Messenger RNA from Anas platyrhynchos (mallard), 1064 nucleotides. RefSeq names its product translocase of inner mitochondrial membrane 8A (gene TIMM8A). The record is from RefSeq and is a predicted model, not a curated record. NCBI's taxonomy places the organism in Eukaryota, Metazoa, Chordata, Aves, Anseriformes, Anatidae.
GGAGGAAAGGAAGGGAAGGGGCGGGCGGCGGCACCACGCGAAGGUCGCGGCAUGGAGGCGCCGGGAGGCGGCGGGCUGGGGGGGGCCGACCCGCAGCUGCAGCGCUUCAUCGAGGUGGAGACGCAGAAGCAGCGCUUCCAGCAGCUGGUGCACCAAAUGACCGAGCUGUGCUGGGAGAAGUGCAUGGACAAGCCGGGGCCGAAGCUGGACAGCCGGGCCGAGACGUGCUUCGUCAACUGCGUGGAGCGCUUCAUCGACACCAGCCAGUUCAUCCUCAACCGGCUGGAGCAGACGCAGAAGUCCAAGUCGGCCUUCUCGGAGAGCCUGUCCGACUGAGCGCCGCCCGCCGCCCCCCGUGCGGCUCCACGGUGCGAGCCGGCCAUCCCCAACGAGCCCAGGUCACCUCUGGGGGGUUAGGAGAUCGUCUUGGGAAAGGUGCAGCCAGAUGAGAGCCCGUCACAGGUACGCACGCUGCUCCUCCGCACGGUGUCGUGCUGCUCCCGUCCCCGGCCGCCGGGAAGGAUCCUCGCACCGGGACGCGGAUGCAGCGCACGAGGUCCGGGCGGUGGGGACGCCUAGAAGGAGGGGUGGCGAUGCUCACCCCAGGGCUGCUCCCAGCGCUGAGGGGAACCUUACCGCAGAGCGAGGCGAGCCUGCGACCGCUGCCUUAAACGGUGCUGCACCCGCGUUGGUGGCACAGGACUCGGCUUCCUCGCUAGGUGCUAACGAGCCUCGCGCUUCCCAUGGCCGUGCGCUGCGACUGGAAGGAGAGCAGCAGGACUGCACCAGCACGGACACCCCCAGCCCGGAGAGCUUCCUGGGUAUAGCCAAUACCCCGGGCAGCAACACUACUGGAAAACAUUUCAAGGCUUCUGCAGGGUAAAGUCCUUCAUGCGGCCGAGUGGCAAAGUUUCAAAUUGCAGCACAGCUCUCUCAAAACUGACUUGCUCCGUUCACUGCUUUCCCCUAGACGAUGUAAUAAAUGUUAACUGGGUCAAUUUUUAAUAUGAGGUUCUCCUUUGUUCAGACCGCUGGGAAAUGAAAAUCUGGCCGCUUUGUUCGUU